GGCGCGGCCGGGGCAGCCCCGGGGGGCCUCACGCGGCCCCGGCGCUGUGGAGGCGGGAGCGGGGCCGGGACUGUCGCGAUAGAGCGGCCCUGGGCCCGGGGGGCCUCGGCACCCAGCGGGACUGUCGCGAUAGAGCGGCCCUGGGGCCGGGGGGCCUCGGCACCCAGCGGGACUGUCGCGAUAGAGCGGCCCUGGGGCCGGGGGGCCUCGGCACCCGGCGGGGCUGUCGCGACAGUGAGGGGCUCCGGGGCCGCAGUUGUGUCGGGGCCUGUCGCGAUAGGAGCGGGGCUUCCCCAUUGCCGCCCACGUGCGUGGCCUUGAGGGCUCACUCACAGUGGGAGUGGAGUCCCCAAGGCCGGACUGUCGCGAUAAGAGCGGGAUCCGUGGGGCCAGUCCCGGCAGGGCUGGGGUCGUUCAGACCAUCCCCGGCAGGGCUGUCGCGAUAGUGGGGUGCCCUAGGCCAUCCCCACAGGGCUGUCGCGACAGGAGGGUCCCCGUGCCCGGUGCGCCGUGCCCGUGCUCCCGGGAUGGAUCCCGGGAUGGAUCCCGGGGCCGCUCUCCCGGCCCUGCAGCGGGAGCUGCGGGCGGCGCUGGCCGAGGACGAGCGGCGGCAGCGGGAGGGCGAGGCCAAGCUGAGGGCGCUGCUCCAGGGCGUCCCCGACUAUCGCGACUUCAGGAACAUCGUGUUGGCCUCACAUCUGAAGCCUCUGGAGAAGAAGGACAGGCUGGGGCAGAGGAGGAAUGUGUUGUGGAAUCCCUGUGCAGCCCCAGCCAAUGCAUCACCUGCCCACACUGAGGAGAUCCCAGAGGAGCUGAAUCAGCUGCCUGGAACGGCUGCAGAAUUCCACAGGGAUUGGCGCAGGUGCCUGAAGAGCGGGACAGAGAAAUACCGGUUUCUGCUGGAGCUGGGAGGGGAGGCCUUGGGCAGGAUCUUCCGGGCUGACGUGGGCUUUGGCCUCCUGGGGGAAUUCCUGAGGGUGCUGGCAGAGAACUUCCAUCCUGGAGACGGGGCUGCCGUCCUGGAGAUCCUGCAGGGCCUGGCGGGCACCCGGCGCUUCGGGCUGAACGUGGAGCUCCUGAGCCAGGCGGAGAAGGAGAGCGGCCGGGAUCUGUUCAGGAAGCUGCAGGGCCUGAGCAGGGAUUGCUGGGCUGCCGAAAAGCCAGGCCAGGAGGCAGGGAGGGAACCUCACGCCAUGGACACCCACUCGGAAAAGGAAGACGAGGAGGAAAGGAUGGUGGUGGAGCUGAUGAAGUGUUUCCAGCUCGGCUGAGGGGGUUCAGGGGCUAAAAGAGGCUCAGAAGAGACUCAAGGCCUGACCUUGGCAUCACCCAGAGCACGAGUUCUGCACAAAUAAAGUUCAGUUCCCGA
Pipra filicauda (Wire-tailed manakin) is the source of this 1369-nucleotide messenger RNA. It is a transcript of the gene DNAAF19, whose product is annotated as coiled-coil domain containing 103. The transcript has 3 exons. Gene Ontology annotation, cellular component: outer dynein arm. The record is from RefSeq and is a predicted model, not a curated record. Gene Ontology annotation, biological process: determination of left/right symmetry; epithelial cilium movement involved in extracellular fluid movement; inner dynein arm assembly. Bases 528 to 1271 code for a protein of 247 amino acids. NCBI's taxonomy places the organism in Eukaryota, Metazoa, Chordata, Aves, Passeriformes, Pipridae.